This is a messenger RNA of Onthophagus taurus, 1316 nucleotides long. RefSeq names its product transmembrane protein 115. Gene Ontology annotation, biological process: retrograde vesicle-mediated transport, Golgi to endoplasmic reticulum. Gene Ontology annotation, cellular component: membrane; Golgi apparatus. Lineage: Eukaryota; Metazoa; Arthropoda; Insecta; Coleoptera; Scarabaeidae. The record is from RefSeq and is a predicted model, not a curated record.
UUGACAGAUGUUGUCAAAAUAUUAUCCUUUAGAUUCGGUGACACAACAAGCAGUUUUUCACAUUAAAAAUAGAAAAUUUCCCAAUAAAACCCAAAAGAUAGCACAAAUGUUUUCGCAAGAAAUCACUCAAAUGAAUUUAUAAAGUAAUUCUCGUAAUGGCAAUCUUUAAGACGGUGGGUAGAAACUUGCCCUAUCUAAAGCAACAGUCUGCUGCUCUUUUAGGCAAUACAAGCGCCUCCGUGAAGUUUAUAUGUGCCGUAGUGAUCUUUACGUAUUGUCUUUCGUAUUCGGAAACAGCGGUACAUGUUAUUUCGGUUACACCGGGGCUAUUGAUGCCACCAUCGUUUUGGAUAUGGACUGCAUUUACGUUUUGUUUCUUGGAAAUCCAUUUUUGGGAGGUUUUAGUCGAUAUUAUAACGGUGGGAUUGUGUGGAAAACUGAUUGAACCGUUAUGGGGCCAGAUGGAGAUGUUAACUUUUUUUGCUAUUGUAAAUCUGGGAGUAGCAAUUAUAAGCACUACGUUUUAUUUUAUCUUGUAUGCUUUUUCGUUUAAUGCAUACUUAUUAUUUUCUGUGCACAUCCACGGAUUGGCGGGGUACAUAGCGGGAGUUAGUGUAGCUGUUAAACAAAUCAUGCCUGAUUUAAUAUUGAUUAAGACACCUUUAGGAAAAUUAAGCAAUCGAAAUGUACCUUUACUUGUAUUCUUUUUGUCAUUAUUACUUUGGUUGGUGGGUUUAUUAGAAGGGACUUAUCCAACCAUGUUUCUUAGCGGGUUACUUAUUAGUUGGAUUUAUUUAAGAUUUUAUCAAAGGCAUUCGAAUGGUACUAGGGGAGAUAUGGCUGAUUAUUUUACUUUUGCAAGUUUCUUCCCAAAUGUAAUUCAACCACCUAUUGCUAUUGUUAGUAAUACUAUUUAUGGGCUGUUUGUCAAAAUUGGGCUUUGUAAUAAAGUUAUAAGGAGAUUUGAUAUUGCAAAUCCUACAGGUGUUACUAUAUCAGUUUCAAGUGCUGAUCAAUUAGAUACAGAACGUAGAAGACAAAUUGCUUUGAAAGCAUUGAGUGAACGACUUUCAAAAUCUCAAUCUCAAGAUAAACAACCGUUAUUACCAAAGUCAAAUGUAAAAGUGGCGAUGCCCAGCGUUAUGCAAGGGACACCACCAAUCCCCUCAACUUCUUCGAAUGUACCCAGUCCAAAAACCCUCCCAAAAUCACCUAGCGCACCAUCUACAGUAAUUCCAAUGACAUAACAUUAACUUUCUUUACAUAUGUACAGAACAACAUUGUUAUUUUAUUUUUUAAUAUAUAAUUUACUGUUA